Linum trigynum is the source of this 971-nucleotide messenger RNA. The record is from the annotation of a GenBank genome assembly. Lineage: Eukaryota; Viridiplantae; Streptophyta; Magnoliopsida; Malpighiales; Linaceae.
GCCAGAAGUAACAAUGGAAGACUUGGCAUGAAUGCGCCUACAACCAGGAGAAACGGGGGAACACUUCUUAACCAAUUUUAAGAAUGCAAGGAAUCGCUGUUUUGUAAACUUGAUAGAACGCGAGUUUGUUAAACUUGCUCAAGGUGGUUUAAAUUUUGAGAUACGUAAAAAAUUUCAAGAUAGAGAAUUUUAAGAUCUGUUCCAAUUGAUGUCCGAUACUGUUAGGUACGAGUCUCUUCUCCAUGAAGAAGAACAUAGGAGCAGUGGUUCUCGUGGGCAAUAUUUUCCUAAUUUUGAAAACUAUGGUGUUAAUCACGUCGGCAACGAUGUUGAUGAGGUUAAAGUUGAUUUGGCUGAGAUUGUGCAAGAUGCAAUCGAGAAGGGUCGGCUCAAGUUUCCAGAGCCGAGGAAUGAGGCCAUGAUUGUCGACAUAGACCCUUUUCCCAACGUUAUCGGCAUCAACAUCAUCAAUCCUGACUUCUCCAAGCUCAAUCUGCCAUGUUUCAAGAUGGUGCUGAAUACGACACCGCCGUCGAGUGUGGCCCAAGGUGCUUCAUCCUCGCAAGUGCAAGAGGGGCCACACUUGGAUCCAACUGAGGAGGAGAAGUUGUAUGCCCAAUGUCGCGGAAAGCAGAACAUUGGGGAAGCAAGGCCGAGCCAGUCGGUCCACCAGAGAUUGGGACCAUGACAGUUCAAACUAAGAUUGACACGGGGAUCCCUCACUAGCUAGUCCGGUUGCCCAACUCAUACAUAUGAGUAUCCAUCCAGGUUUUUCUUAAACUUAAACUUAGUUAGGAGAGUCGUAAUGAUUCAUCCCCUAACAUCUUAAACUUCUCGUGGUGGCUCUUCACCACGAUUUUCAUGAGCAUAACUGCUGGUCAUCUUAGAAGUCUCAAUAGCAUAAAUGCUGCUCUAUCUCAAAAUCUCAAAUGGCAACGACUGACGCUGGUGACUAAAAACACUUAAAAUAU